Cynara cardunculus var. scolymus (artichoke) is the source of this 1032-nucleotide messenger RNA. RefSeq names its product zinc finger protein ZAT5-like. NCBI's taxonomy places the organism in Eukaryota, Viridiplantae, Streptophyta, Magnoliopsida, Asterales, Asteraceae. The record is from RefSeq and is a predicted model, not a curated record. Bases 1 to 1032 code for a protein of 343 amino acids. The transcript has a single exon.
AUGGAGGCUGCCGUAGAACAAACCACCACCGUUGCCGCUGCUGGUGCUGACGAUGCUGACGGUGGUGCAGGUGGUCCUAAGGAUAUCACCAACAUCGCUAAAGGCAAGCGUACCAAACGUCAAAGGCCACAAUCCCCAAUUCUUUUUACAUUUUCAUCCACCAACAAUAAUGAUGAUCAUCGUUUAACGUAUUCUCCGGCGUCUUCUUCUGGUUUUCCGGCGGGUAGCACCACCACGGAAGAUGAAGAUACCGCCAGGUCCCUAAUCCUCCUCUCAAAAGGCCAGUCGUCCAAGAAAAACAAAGACGAUAAUUAUGACGGAAUGUUCAAGUUUAAUAGCAAAAAGUAUAUUCAAACGCCGGCCACCGGAAACGCCGGAGUUUUUGUUUACGAAUGCAAAACAUGCAGCCGGACUUUUCCUUCGUUUCAAGCUCUCGGAGGCCAUAGAGCCAGCCACAAAAAGCCUAAAAAUAACGAAGACAUUCGUAAACCGCCACCCUACACGGUGGUUCCCGACAACAAUGAACCACCAUCACCAGAAUUCUCAUUGAGGAAUACCAAUUUUUCAUCUUCCUUUUCUCUUCAAUUGAACAACCGGGUUUCAUUGAUCGGAAACACCAGCAAGCCCUCCUCCAAGCUUCACGAAUGCUCGAUUUGUGGCACCGAAUUUAAUUCUGGACAAGCCUUGGGGGGUCACAUGAGACGACACCGGGUGGCGGGUGGUGGCAAUAAAGGCGGAAACAGUAACGGCACAAACACCACCACCUUAUCUUUGAUUCCUUUCAGUCCGGUGACCACGGCGGAGGUGUAUGAUGAUGAUCAGAAGUCAAAGAAUAUUGAUGAUGCAUUGUGUUUGGGUUUGGGUUUGGAUCUGAACCUUCCGGCACCACGAGAAGCCACCACAGCUGCCGCCGAUUACGAUCAACGUAAAAACCGGAGCUUUACAUUUUCACCGACGGGGGAAAAUGAGAAGAAACCUCAACCGGCCGUUCGUUUAUCCGCCGCCCCAACAUUGGUGGAUUGUCACUACUAA